Dama dama (fallow deer) is the source of this 6274-nucleotide messenger RNA. RefSeq names its product general transcription factor IIH subunit 2 (gene GTF2H2). Gene Ontology annotation, cellular component: transcription factor TFIIH core complex; transcription factor TFIIH holo complex. Gene Ontology annotation, biological process: regulation of transcription by RNA polymerase II; DNA-templated transcription; nucleotide-excision repair. Bases 170 to 1405 code for a protein of 411 amino acids. The transcript has 17 exons. The record is from RefSeq and is a predicted model, not a curated record. Gene Ontology annotation, molecular function: zinc ion binding. Lineage: Eukaryota; Metazoa; Chordata; Mammalia; Artiodactyla; Cervidae.
CAGUACAAGGUUGCCCGGCCAGUGAGCGCCCGGCUCCAGCAAGCGCCACUCCCAGCAACCGGAACGUUUGCGCGUCGCUACCGCGCGCGGCGGAAGGACUUCGGCGGAGCACUUAGAGCGGAUUGAGCUGAACUUCCGGCAGAGCAGAGCUCGGCAGGACAGGUACAAAAUGGAUGAAGAGCCUGAAAGAACUAAGCGAUGGGAAGGAGGCUAUGAAAGAACAUGGGAGAUUCUUAAAGAAGAUGAAUCAGGAUCACUUAAAGCUACAAUUGAAGACAUUCUUUUCAAAGCAAAGAGAAAAAGGGUAUUUGAGCACCAUGGACAAGUUCGACUUGGAAUGAUGCGCCAUCUAUAUGUGGUAGUAGAUGGAUCAAGAACAAUGGAAGACCAAGAUUUAAAGCCAAAUAGACUGACAUGUACAUUGAAGUUGUUGGAAUACUUCGUAGAGGAAUAUUUUGAUCAAAAUCCUAUUAGUCAGAUUGGAAUAAUUGUAACAAAGAGUAAAAGAGCUGAAAAACUGACUGAACUCUCAGGAAACCCACGGAAACAUAUAACAUCUUUGAAGAAAGCUGUAGAUAUGACUUGCCAUGGAGAACCAUCUCUUUAUAACUCCUUAAGCAUGGCUAUGCAGACUCUAAAACACAUGCCCGGACAUACAAGUAGAGAAGUCCUAAUCAUCUUUAGCAGCCUCACAACCUGUGAUCCCUCCAACAUCUAUGAUUUAAUCAAGACCCUAAAGGCGGCUAAAAUCAGAGUGUCUAUUAUUGGAUUGUCUGCAGAGGUUCGAGUAUGCACUGCGCUUGCUCGUGAAACUGGUGGCACAUAUCAUGUUAUUUUAGAUGAAAGCCAUUACAAAGAAUUGUUAACACAUCAUGUUAGUCCUCCUCCUGCUAGCUCAAAUUCUGAAUGCUCACUUAUUCGUAUGGGAUUUCCUCAGCAUACCAUUGCUUCUCUGUCUGACCAAGAUGCAAAACCCUCUUUCAGCAUGGCGCAUCUGGAUAGCAACACUGAGCCAGGACUUACAUUAGGAGGCUAUUUCUGCCCACAGUGUCGGGCAAAGUACUGUGAGCUUCCUGUUGAAUGUAAAAUCUGUGGUCUUACUUUGGUGUCUGCUCCCCACUUAGCACGGUCUUACCAUCAUUUAUUUCCUUUGGAUGCUUUUCAAGAAAUAUCCCUAGAAGAACAUAAUGGAGAAAGGUUUUGUUAUGCCUGUCAGGGGGAAUUGAAAGACCAACAUGUCUAUGUUUGCAGUGUGUGCCAGAAUGUGUUCUGUGUGGACUGUGAUGUUUUUGUUCAUGACUCUCUCCAUUGUUGUCCUGGCUGUAUUCAUAAGAUUCCAGUUCCUUCAGCCAAAGAUGGAGAAGCUGUACAGAGUCAGCAAAAAAAACCACCAAGAACUGACUGAGGCUCAGAUCAUGAACUCCUUAUUGCAAAAUUCAGACUUAAAUUGAAGAAAGUAGGAAAAACCACUAGACCACUCAGGUAUGACCUAAAUCAAAUCCCUUACAAUUAUACAGUUGAAGUGACAAAUAGUUUCAAGGGAUUAGAUCUGAUAGAGUGCCUGAAGAACUAUGGAAGAAGGUUCGUGACAUUGUACAGGAGGCUGUGAUCAAAAUCAUCAAGAAAAAGAAAUGGAAAAAGGCAAAAUGGUUGUCUGAGGAGGCAUUACAGAUAGCUGAGAAAAAAAGAGAAGUGAAAGGCAAAAGAGAAAAGAAAAGAUAUAUCCAUCAGAAUGCAGAGUUCCAAAGAAUAGCAAGGAGAGAUAAGAAAGCCUUCCUAAGUGAUCCGUGUGAAGAAAUAGAAGAAAACAAUAGAAUGGGAAAGACUGGAGAUCUCUUCAAGAAAAUUAGAGCUACCAAGGGAACAUUUCAUGCAAAGAUGGGCUCGAAAGAGGACAAAAAUGGUAUGGACCUAACAGAAGCAGAAGAUUAAGAAGAGAUGCCAAAAAUACACAGAAGAACUGUACAAAAACGAUCUUCACGACCCAGAUCUUCGCACGAUGGUGUGAUCACUCACCUAGAGCAAGACAUCCUGGAAUACAAAGUCAAGUGAGCCUUUGGAAGCAUCACUGCAAACAAAGCUAGUGGAAGUGAUGGAAUUCCAGUUGAACUAUUUCAAAUCCUGAAAGAUGAUGCUGUGAAAGUGCUGCACUCAAUAUGCCAGCAUAUUUGGAAAACUCAGCAGUGGCCACAGGACUGGAAAAGGUCAGUUUUCUUUCCAAUCCCUAAGAAAGGCAAUGCCAAAGAAUGUUUAAACUACUGCACAGUUGCACUCAUCUCACACGCUAGCAAAAUAAUGCUCAAAAUUCUCCAAGCUAGUCUUCAACAGUACGUUAACUGAGAACUUCCAGAUAUUCAAGCUGGAUUUAGAAAACGCAGAGGAACCAGAGAUCAAAUUGCCAACAUAUGUUUGAUCAUAGAAAAAGCAAGAGAAUUCCAGAAAAACAUCUACUUCUGCUUCAUUGGCUACUCCAAAGCCUUUUACUGUGUGGAUCACAACAAACUGUGGAAAAUUCUUAAAGAGAUGGGAAUACCUGACCACCUGACCUGCCUCCUGAGAAAUCUGUAUACAGGUCAGGAAGCAACACUUAGAACUGAACAUGGAACAACAGACUGGUUCCAAAUUGGGAAAGGAGUACGUCAAGACUGUAUAUUGUCACCCUGCUUAUUUAACUUAUAUGUAGAGUACAUAAUGAGAAACACUGGGCUGGAUAAAACACAAGCUGGAAUCAAGAUUGCCGGGAGAAAUAUCAAUAACCUCAGAUAUGCAGAUGACACUACCCUUAUGGCAGAAAGCAAAGAGGAACUAAAGAGCCUCCUGAUGAAAGUGAAAGAGGAGAGUGAAAAAGCUGGCUUAAAACUCAGCAUUCAAAAAACAAAGAUCAUGGCAUCCGGUCCCAUCACUUCACAGCAAUAGAUGGGGAAACAGUGGAAAGAGUGACAGACUUUAUAUUUGUGGGCUUCAAAAUUAUUGCAGAUGGUGACUGCAGCCAUGAAAUUUUUUAAAAGAGGCUUGCUCCUUGGAAGAAAAGCUAUGACCAACCUACACAGCAUAUUAAAAAGCAGAGACAUUACUUUGCUGACAGAGGUCCAUAUAGUUAAAGCUAAGGUUUUUCCAGUAGUCAUGUAUGGAUGUGAGAGUUGGACCAUAAAGAAAGUUGAGUGCUAAAGAAUUGAUGCUUUUGAACUGUGGAGUUGGAGAAGACUCUUGAGAGUCCCUUGGACUGCAAGGAGAUCCAACUAGUCCAUCCUAAAGGAAAUCAGUCCUGAGCAUUCAUUGGAAGGGCUGAUGCUGAAGCUGAAGCUCCAAUACUUCGACCACCUGAUGCAAAGAACUGAUUCAUUUGAAAAGACCCUGAUGCUGGGAAAGAUUGAAGGCAAGAGGAGAAGUGGAUGACAGAGGAUAAGAUGGUUGGAUGGCAUCACUAACUCAAUGAACAUGAGUUUGAGCAAGCUCCCUGAGUUGGUGAUGGACAAGGAAGCCUGGCGUGCUGCAGUCCACGGGGUCACAACAAGUUGGACACGACUGAGCAACUGAACUGAACUGAAAGAAGUCAGUGGUAUGGCAUUGCACCCAAUUCUGUGAAGUCAGAUAGGCUUGGUGCACUACAGUUUGGACUCCAGCCAGCUCAGGAAGCUAGGCAAAGGCAGCAGCAGUGCAGAGGUGGAGGCAAGUAGCACCUUGGAAAGGAGGAGGUGGCCAAGAGAAUCUGAGGAAGCACUGCUUCCAAUACUCCUACAUAACAUCAGACCUAAAGUUAAGUUGUACCUUUGCCCUCCCCACAGAUAAUAUAUUUACCCUCAUUUACCUCCUUCCUUCCUUAUAUAUAAUUACUAUUGUAUAUUUCUUUUGGUGUUUCAUUAGACAUUUAUAUUUGUUUUAACCAGUUAGUGUUUAUUAUGAUUUGAUCACAUAUUUACCACUUUCUUGGCUCUUGAUUUACUCUUAUAUCUCAAAUCUGUUGAGGAUCAUUUUCCCUCUAUCAAAAGUAUACUCUUCAGAAUAUACGAGUGUUCAGGAUAUAUAAUAUGCUACCUGCUAGGUAAGGAAGAAAGAAAAAUAAAAAUAUAUAUUUGUAUUUGCAAAAAGAAGCAGUGGAAAGCAAUAGAGGAAAUCAGUGAAACCAAAAGUUAGUCCAACCAGUUGACAAAUAUUUUGCUAAGCUGACCAAGAGAAAAAGAGGACUCAAAUUACUGAAAUCAAGAGUGAAAGAGGAAACAUCACUUUGGACCUCACAGAAAUAAAGAUCACAGGGAAAUACUACAGACAGCUGGGGGCAAGAGUGAGUAUUAAUGAGUAUGGAGUUUGUCUUUGGACUGAUGAAAAUGUAAGAUUGACUGUGGUGAUGAUUGUUCAACUCUGUGAAAGUGCUAAAAACCACAAUCACACACUUUGAAUAGGUUAAGUUGUAUGGUAUGUGAAGUAUAUGUCACGAAAGCUGUUUUGUUUUUUUUAAAUGAGGGAAUUUGGGGGCCUCCCUGGUGGUGUAAUGGUUAAGAAUCAGUCUUGGAACAUAAGGGACACCUGUUGGAUCCCUGGUCCGGGAAGAUCCCACAUGCCUUGGAGCAGCUGAGCCCAUACAUCACAACUACUGAGCCUGCACUCCAGAGCCUGGGAGCUGCAGCUACUGAAGCCCAGAGGCCCAGAGCCUGUGCUCCUCAUCAGGAGACGCCUGCACACCACGGCUAGAGAAAGCCUGUGCACAGCAACCAAGACCCACGACGGCCAAAAAAUAAAUAAAGCUUUAAAAAAAAAAAAUAAGGGAAUUCCCUGGCAGCCCAGUGGUUAGGACUCUGUACUUCCAGUGCAGCAGGUACAGAUUCGAUCCCUGGUUGGGGAACUAAGAUCUCACAAGCUAUACCAUGCAGCCAAAGAAAUAAAGUUUAAAAAUAAAUAAAAGGAAACACUGGAAGAAUACGUAGGAACAAUGGGUGAGAGUAAGAAUUAUUUUAAAAUAUUUUUAGUUUAGUAUUCAAAAAUAAUAAAAUUUGUGGAAUCCUGGGAAGCUGUGGUGAGACAAAUGAAAGUAAAGUAACUAAUGUUAGUUAUUAGUUAAGGACCUGAAAGCAAUCGUGUUCAUCAAAUAAAGCCGUGGGUAUGGAGCUGGAGGUUGAAGAUGAAGUGUAGUAAAAUUGCUUUUUCAUUUAUUUGGGUCAUAGUGUAAACAAUACAUUCCAGCUAUAUGUGACAGUAUGUGCACUGUUUCUAUUUUGUUGUGACCUUGUUUGCCCUAGAGUAACUACAAGAUGAAGAUGGAAGUACUAUGUGGAGGCUAAAGAAGAUAAGAAGUUAGAUUAAAAGCAUGUUAAGGCUUGUAUUUGAGGAGCACAAGUUGACCCACUAUAUAUCUGAGUGCCUGUCACAAUUGAAACACUCACUUAUGUUGAAACAGUGAGGGGAAAACAGGGAUUCUGCUACUCAGAGGUGGCUUCCCUGAUAGCCGUGUUGGUAAAGAAUCCACCUACAAUGCAGGAGACCCCAGUUCGAUUCCUGGAUCUAGAAGAUCCAGGGAUAGGCUACCCACUCCAAUAUUCUUGGGCUUCCCUUGUGGCUCAGCUGAUAAAGAAUCUGCCUGCAAUGCGGGAGACCUGGGUUCAAUCCCUGGGUUGGGAAGAUUCCCUGGAGGAGGGCAUGGCAACCCACUCCAGUAUUCUGGCCUGGAGAAUUCCAUGGACUAUAUAGUCCAUGGGGUCACAAAGAGUCGGACACGACUGAGUGACUUUCACUUUCACUGUUGCUCAGAAUGGCAGUAGGGAAGAGGAACUGUAAACAUUUUCUAAGAUUUCUCAAUCUGCGAAAUUCCUCGUUUGUGGUCCUCUCUGUGUUCAGCUGUCUGUAUCUCUGUAACAAUCAGCACACUUACAACAUGAAGUACUUUCAUGAAUGGUGAAAGAAAGGGUGGUACAACCAGCCCUUGGGAAGUGGGGCAGUAGAAUUCCCCUGUCUGUAGUGGGUGAGAGUUUAGGAGAAAGGGCAAGAACCACGAGUCCCUAGGGCUUAUAGUAAGGAAGAAAAGAGCAUAGGAGAUUGUCAUGCUUCUGAGAAAUAGCCUCAGAGUGUCCUGAUCCCCCUUUUGGGUCCAGUUCUGUAAAAAUAGGAGAGUCAUUGUUUUCUUUCCUUGUCUUCCAAUUCUAUUCUGUGGAGACCUGUUACAUGAUGGGCUGGGGACAUAGAUGGAGUCCUUAUGGGAUAUAAAUUCUUAUUUUCACCUGACUAAAUUGUUACUUGAGUCACACCUCAGGCCAGGGCACAGGAAGUAAUACACAAUUUGUUC